Molecule: messenger RNA, 1554 nt
Organism: Marmota monax (woodchuck)
Lineage: Eukaryota; Metazoa; Chordata; Mammalia; Rodentia; Sciuridae
Gene: Smim8
Product: small integral membrane protein 8
Exons: 2
Coding region: 440-1357 (305 amino acids)
Cellular component (GO): nucleus
Molecular function (GO): DNA binding
Source: RefSeq, a predicted model, not a curated record
UCUCUCUCUUGCAGGGGGCCGAGCAGUCGCAAGCGCGGAGAAGGGGUGACCCCGCGGUUGAGCAUCCCUAAUCUGAAAGUCUGAAAUACUCCAAAAUUCAAAACUUUUUGAGUGCCAACAUGAUGCCUCAAGUGGGAAAUUCCACACUUAAUCUUAUAUGACAGCUUGCAGUCAAGACACAGGUAUACAACUCAGCUUAUUCAGCUUCCCCAAGGAAAAUAAGACCCUCCUUGUCUUCAGCUGCAAUAUACCUUUUCUCCACACACCCAGAUUCUCUCACAGAAGCACACCCUCAGAGGGUUAUAAAAUGACGUGUGCAGGCCCAUUGUGCCAACAGCAGAUUCCCCAGCAUGUUCCACAUGGGGCCAAGACAUAAAUGCGUUGUUAGCAGUAGUUUUUUGCAUAUUAUUUGCUCUACAGUGUAAAAAUAUUAUUGAAAAUGUCAAAAAGGCCUGCAGAUGUCCCUGUGAGUAACAAUGAUAAGAAAAAGAGGAAGCAUUUAUGUUUAUCUAUAGCACAGAAAGUCAAGCUAUUGGAAAAACUGGACAGUGGUAUUAGUGUGAAACAACUUACAGAAGAGUAUGGUGUUGGAAUGACCACCAUAUAUGACCUGAAGAAACAGAAGGAUAAACUGCUGAAGUUCUAUGCUGAAAGUGAUGAACCAAAGUUAAUGAAAAAUAGAAAAACAUUGCAUAAAGCUAAGAAUGAAGAUCUUGAUCGUGUGUUGAAAGAGUGGAUCCGUCAGCGUCGCAAUGAACACAUGCCACUGAAUGGUAUGCUGAUCAUGAAACAAGCAAAGAUCUAUCAUAAUGAAUUGAAAAUUCAAGGAAACUGUGAAUAUUCAACAGGCUGGUUGCAGAAAUUUAAGAAAAGACAUGGUAUUACAUUUUUAAAGAUUUGUGGUGAUAAAACAGCUGCUAAUAACAAAGCAACAGAGAAAUUUAUUGAAAAAGUGGAUAUCAAAAAAGUUUUUCAUAUCAAUAAUCAAGCUCCAGUUGUUCAUUCAUUGACCAAUGGUGAAAUACCUGAAAUGGUUCUGCAUCAAGGUGAAUGUGAUAAUAGUGAUGACAAAGGGGAUGUGAACACUGCAGAGAAAGUGCCUGUGGAAAACAUGGUCAGACUGUGUGAUGGGCUUAUUAAAGGUCUAGAGCAGCGUUCAUUCAUAACAGAACAAGAAAUCAUGUCAGUUUAUAAAAUCAAAGAGAGACUUCUUAGACAAAAACUGCUGCUAAUGAGGCAGACAACCCUGGAGAAAACUUUAAAAAAAGCAACCCAGCACAAUGCCUCCUCAUCCCUAGAGGAGCCACUGCCUGGUCCCUCAACAGCUUCUGAUGAUUCUUCUCACCUAAAUAAAUAAAAUAGUGUACAACAGCCUUUUAAUCAAACAAUGUUGCAGGUGGGAACUGAAAGCUGCUAUUGUUUAACAGCUGGUACCACUGUACUGCUUAGUUACCUUGAACAUAUUACUUCUUCACUAUAUUAAUUGUAUGUACUGUUUUUUCCUGUUAAGCACUUAUGUGUGAAUGAAUAUAUUAAAAUGAUUGCUCUCUAGUA